Chionomys nivalis (European snow vole) is the source of this 1504-nucleotide messenger RNA. RefSeq names its product dnaJ homolog subfamily B member 1-like. The transcript has a single exon. Gene Ontology annotation, molecular function: Hsp70 protein binding; transcription corepressor activity. The coding region runs from base 18 to 1040 and encodes 340 amino acids. Lineage: Eukaryota; Metazoa; Chordata; Mammalia; Rodentia; Cricetidae. The record is from RefSeq and is a predicted model, not a curated record. Gene Ontology annotation, cellular component: cytosol.
GCUGGGCGGCGGUGGCCAUGGGCAAGGACUAUUACCAGACGCUGGGCUUGGCCCGCGGCGCGUCCGACAACGAGAUCAAGCGAGCCUACCGCCGCCAGGCGCUGCGCUACCACCCCGACAAGAACAAGGAGCCCGGCGCCGAGGAGAAGUUCAAGGAGAUCGCCGAGGCCUACGACGUGCUCAGCGACCCGCGCAAGCGCGAGAUUUUCGACCGCUACAGAGAGGAAGGCCUAAAGGGUGGUGGCCCCAGUGUUGGUAACAGCGGUGGUGCUAAUGGUACCUCUUUCAGCUACACAUUCCAUGGAGACCCUCAUGCCAUGUUUGCUGAGUUCUUCGGUGGCAGAAACCCCUUUGAUACCUUUUUCGGGCAGCGCAACGGGGAGGAAGGCAUGGACAUCGAUGAUCCGUUCUCUGCCUUUCCCAUGGGUAUGGGUGGCUUCACCAAUGUGAACUUUGGACGCACCCGCCCUGCCCAAGAGCCCUCCCGAAAGAAGCAAGAUCCCCCAGUCACCCACGACCUCCGGGUCUCCCUUGAAGAGAUCUACAGCGGCUGUACCAAGAAAAUGAAAAUCUCCCACAAGCGACUGAACCCUGAUGGAAAGAGCAUUCGAAAUGAAGAUAAGAUCCUGACCAUCGAAGUGAAGAGGGGCUGGAAAGAAGGGACCAAAAUCACAUUUCCCAAGGAAGGGGACCAGACCUCCAACAACAUUCCAGCUGACAUUGUCUUUGUUUUAAAGGACAAGCCACACAAUAUCUUCAAGAGAGAUGAUUCCGAUGUCAUCUAUCCAGCCAGGAUUAGCCUUCGGGAGGCUCUCUGUGGUUGCACUGUGAACGUUCCCACUCUGGACGGCAGGACCAUCCCUGUUGUAUUCAAAGACGUCAUCAGGCCUGGAAUGCGGCGGAAAGUUCCUGGAGAAGGCCUGCCUCUCCCCAAAACACCUGAAAAACGUGGAGACCUUGUUAUCGAAUUUGAAGUCAUCUUCCCCGAAAGGAUUCCCCUGACAUCCAGAACCGUCCUGGAGCAGGUUCUUCCCAUCUAGCCGCCUGCAUCCCCGAGGACUGAGCAGGGACUUUUCCAGAACUGCAGAUUUCCAGACCGUUCACUGGUUGCAUACUGCGGGAGGGCCCAGGGAGGGCUUCUGCUCUGCCGAAUGUUUUCCACAGAAUAUAUUACAAUCUUUCAAAGUCGCGCACUAGACUACAGUGAUUUUUUGAGCGAUAGGCAGGCGGUGGGAACAGCAGCCCUCCUGGAAUGGAGCCACCCUCUGCACCCCAGCUCCUGCCCGAGGGUAUGAGGCAGGCCUGCGACUGGACUCACCCCUCUACCGUCCUUUAGUUUCUGGCUGCCAUCUCGGGUGCCAGACCCUGUGCACUAGUCAGUCUCCACUGUGUGAGAGGUUCUUGUUUUCUUCUGUAUUUGUCCCAAGCCUUGUUUCUCCCCAGAAGAAUCCUGUCUUGUCUUGGCCAUCUCAAAUUGAGAGCAAUUCAGUAGGACUGCCAGGCC